Molecule: messenger RNA, 7127 nt
Organism: Hemicordylus capensis (graceful crag lizard)
Lineage: Eukaryota; Metazoa; Chordata; Lepidosauria; Squamata; Cordylidae
Biological process (GO): regulation of transcription by RNA polymerase II
Molecular function (GO): DNA-binding transcription factor activity, RNA polymerase II-specific; RNA polymerase II cis-regulatory region sequence-specific DNA binding
Source: RefSeq, a predicted model, not a curated record
GAGAUCUGAGACACGCCAAGGGUUAAAUCGAGUGUGAGCUCUCCGCCCUAGAGAGGCUCAGGAAGCUCGGCGGAGAAAGAGGGGGAUGCAUUAGCUCAGGGCACCUUCCUGCUCCUCCUCUUCCCAGGAUCAAAACUUGGGAUUUGAAUUUUAAUAAGGGGGGGAUUUGCCUCUGCAGGGUUGCAGAUCUUCCGCAGCGGGGCUUUGUGCAGUGGAGCUUUGCUGAAGGGAAGCGGUGGGCGAAAGAUGGGCACCUGAGCCGAACGAGACACGAGGGCGAUCCAGCUGCAAAAGGGAGAACACAUCUGGAGCAGGCAACAUACUGCUAGUGAAGAAAAGGAAUGACCAACAGCUCUUUGGAUGAGAAAUCUCUAGGUUCCAGGUUCAGCUGUUUUGCCUUUAGUCAGCCGAGGCUUCUGGGUGACUGAAAGGGUCUGGUUCACUCAGUCCACAGAGUGGGAGGUGGCUUGAGCUAAUGGUCCAGAACAUGGAUUCUUCCUUCACGGUUUUUGGGCUGCGAAACAUGUGAUUGAAAGAAAGAACUGAGGUUUGAGCGCUUGAGUUGAGAGCAGGCCAACCCUAGACAAAUAAAAUGGCUGACUAGAAGGAGAGGUUGCAGACGUGGACCUCCGCACAAGGGAACUGUGAACGUGAGCACAGCACAUAGUGGAAAUGGAGGAGCAGGCCCGAACGGGCUCCGAGUCAGGGGAGGGAUCUGGAGGUUCAGGAAGAGACACAUUUUCAGUACAGUCUGGUACUGCCCGGGAUCUAUCACGAUGGACAACACCACGACAGGAAGGGAUACCCCAACGCUUGGAAGCCCAGUGGCAAGAAUACUUGAAAACAGUCCAAUAUCCCUCUUCAGGGUGGGGAACAUCACAGCUGCCGGAUUUAACUUCAUGGGAUGACCUGGCCACAUUUGACCGUGUGGUUGGGGCCUGCCAGUGGUCUAGGGAAGGAAUGAGCCGCCUCAUGCCCACCCUCAGUGCUGAAGCACAACAGGCCCUAAGUACCCUGAAUGCCAGAGACAAGGGGGACCAUGGGAAGGCUAAAGCCAGUGCCCUGAGAGGAAACUCAAGCAGUUCUGAGCUGCAGCGUCAGCUCUUCCGCCAGUUCCGCUACCAAGAAGCUGAGGGGCCUCGUGAAGUCUGCAGUCGGUUGCGGGAACUCUGCCAUCGCUGGUUGGAGCCGGAGAGCCGCACCAAGGAGCAGAUCUUGGAACUGUUGAUCCUAGAGCAGUUCUUGACAGUCUUGCCCAAGGAAAUUCAGAACCGAGUCCGAGAGCGUGGCCCUGAGACUUGUGCUCAGGCGGUAGCUUUGGCUGAAGGAUUCCUUUUGAGGCAGCAGGAGAGCUUGCAAACCAAACCACAGGGCCCUGAUUCAUUGCAGGGGGCAGCUAUAAAUCUCUUGGAAGGCCAGAGGACUGUGUCGGAUGCCAGACAGAGGCAGUUGGCAAAGGAGGCCAGGCAGCAGGAUAACGGGAAGGUCAGCUUGCUAGGUGCCAAGGCCGCAAGCCGAGCUGGAGGGUCACUUCAGCAUCAAGGAUCCAGGGAAGAAGGUACACGCACUGCUCCUGGGAUGACUCCCAGGAAGGAGAAAUCUCACGUGUGUAUCGACUGUGGAAAAUGCUUUGCACGCCCGUCGGACCUGGCAAAGCACGAGAACAUCCACACAGGAGCAAAGCCCUUUCGAUGCAUGGAGUGCGGAACGAGGUUUAGCCAGUUGUCCCACCUGACUAGACACCAGAGAAUUCACACGGGAGAGAAACCGCACAUGUGCACUGAAUGUGGAGCAUCCUUUGCCCAGCGAGCCUCUCUGGUUAGUCACCAAAGAGUCCACUCGGGAGAGCAGCCCUAUCGCUGUUCUCACUGCCAGCAGUGCUUCAGCCACCAGUCGGCCCUUAAAGUGCAUGAGCGCAUCCACACAGGCCAGAAACCUUACAUCUGUCUGGAAUGUGGGAAGCGGUUUGUUUCCUCCUCCACGCUCAAGAUACACAAGAGAAUCCACACAGGGGAGAAGCCAUUUUCCUGCGCGGAGUGUGGGAAACGCUUCAUUCAGCGCUCCAAUCUUAUUUCGCACCAGCGGACGCAUUCUGGGGAGAAGCCAUUUUGCUGCGGUGUGUGUGGGAGAAGGUUCAGCUACCCGUCUGAUCUCACUCGGCACCAGAAAAUCCACACGGGGGAGAAGCCAUUUCCCUGUGACGAAUGCGAAAGGAGGUUCACCAGGUUCUCAGAUCUCCUCAUACACCGGAGAAUCCACACUGGAGAGCGGCCAUAUCGCUGCCUUGAGUGCGGGAGACGGUUCAGGCAGAAGAGCGCUUUGGUAACGCACCAGAGAAUCCACACGAAAGAGAAGGCAGCAGAGAAAGGCAAGCCUGUGGUGUCCACGGAGCCGCAGGCAAACAGCGAAUUGAAAGUUGGUGAGACAGAAGAGAAAGGAGACAGUUCAGAAAAAGAAGAGGAGGAGAGACCACUGCGGCUGCCUGCCUGCCGGUUGCGGCUGCUGCGUCUUCCCGCCUGCCAGGCCCACCUGCCAUUCGCGGCCGAUUCGGCUGCCCGCCAGUUGCCACUCUGCCUGCCCACCAGUCGCAGCCGCUAUAGCCGCCUGUCAUGGUCGGCCGCCUGCUUGGCCCGCCUGCCGUUCGCGCCCGCCCAUCUGCUGAGCUCGCUUGCCGGUUCUGGCCAGCCGCCUGCUGAGGCUGUUCACCUGUCCGCCAGCCGCCCAUCUUCUCCCCGCCUCCCCCAGCGGCCGGCCAUUCACCGGGCCACCGCUUCUCCCCCGCCACGCGGUUUUGAAGAGUUGGGAGCCUCAAAUCACAACUUCAGUGUUUUCUUUUUAAAAAGGAAAAGAAAUAGCCACAGAGCAAGCGACGAUUUCACAUUCACAGGUGAUUUGAGGCAUGGAACAAUGGAAGUGCCUGCACCACCAGAGACUGAACCAGGCGAAAGCUUGAAGCAGCUUGGAAAAGUCCCUUGUGACUUCCAAGCUGGUGCCAUCCGGGAGCUCCUUUGGUGGGCUGCCCCACAACAGGUCAGAGCUGAGCGACAGGAAGGAGGCCCACAGCACUUGGAAGCCCAGUGGCAGGAAUUCCUCAAGACCAUCCAAUCCCCUCCCUCUGGUUGGGGAAACCCGCAGCCUCCAGACGUGAUGCCAUGGGACGACCUUGCCUCUCUUGAGCGGGUGACUGAUGCCUGCCAGUGGCCUCAGGCAGAGUGGGUCACUCAGCGGAUGCCUAACCUUGGUGGCAAACCCCCACAGAUCUACAGUGGCUUGGAGGGCAGAGACCGAGGGGACUACUCCAAGGCAAAAACUGCGUUCUUAGGGGAAAGCUCUGCUAGCACGGAGAAGCAGCGCCAGCAUUUCCGGCAGUUCUGCUACCAGGAGGCUGAGGGGCCACGCAAGGUCUGUGGCCAGCUGCGGGAGCUCUGCCAUCGCUGGUUGGAGCCAGAGAGCCACACCAAGGAGCAGAUCCUGGAGCUGCUGAUCCUGGAGCAGUUCUUGACCAUCCUGCCAAAGGAAAUCCAGAACCGAGUCCAAGAACGUGGCCCUGAAACCUGUGCCCAGGCAGUGGCUCUAGCAGAGGGUUUCCUGCUGAGGCAGCGAGAGGGCAAGAGACGGGAGGAACAGGAGCUGAGGACAUUUCAAGGGGCACCUGUGAAUUUCCCAGAGGUGCAAAGAGGUCCACUGACCAUAAGGCCAAGACAGUUCUGCAAGGAUGCCAGACAGCUGAAAAACAGAAAUGCCCGUUCACAAGGUACUAAAAUCAUGAGCAGGACUGAUGAACGGUUUGAACUUCAAGAGUGCAGGAAAAAGUUCAGGGGAGAAGCAGCUGAGAGGGAAAACCACAAGAGAGAGAGAUCUCAUCCCUGUGUUGAGUGUGGGAAAGGUCUUACUCAGCCUUCUGAACUGGCCAAGCACCAGAAAACCCACUUGGGGGAGAAGCCCUAUUGCUGUGGAGUGUGCGGGAAAAGCUUUGGCCAGAUCUCCCACCUCACAAGACAUCAGCGGAUCCACUCUGGAGAGAAGCCACAUACCUGCUCUGAAUGUGGGAAAAGGUUCAACUGUCCAUCAGAUCUGGCUAAACACCUGAAUAUUCACACAGGAGAGAAACCCUAUCGCUGUGGUGAGUGUGGGAAAAGCUUCAGUCAGAUAUCCCAUCUUACUUGGCACCAGAGGAUACACUCUGGGGAGAAACCUCAUCAUUGCGCAGAGUGCGGUGAAGCGUUCAGCCAAAGGGCACACCUCAUCAGCCACCAAAGAAUCCACUCAGGGGAGAGGCCCUACCGCUGUUCUCUGUGCCAGAAGUGCUUCAGCCACCGAUCAGCGCUUACUGUGCACUAGAGAAUCCACAUGGGGCAGAAGCCCUAUGCCUGCUCCGAAUGUGGGAAGCGGUUUGUGGCAUCCUCUGCUCUCACUAGGCACCAGAGGACCCACUCAGGAGAGAAGCCUCAUACCUGCACCGAGUGCGGACGAAGCUUCAUCCAGCAUUCUGCUCUGACGGCACACCAGCGAACGCACUCUGGCGAGAGGCCAUAUGCUUGCAGUGAGUGUGGGAAAAGGUUUAACCAGCCUUCCGAUCUUACCAGACAUCAAAAAAUCCACACGGGAGAUAAACCUUUCCCCUGUGAUGAGUGCGAGAGAAGAUUCGCCAGGCUCUCUGACCUUAUCAUUCACUGGAGGAUCCACACAGGAGAGAAGCCGUACCGCUGUACUGAGUGCAGCAGAAGGUUCAGGCAGAGACGAGCUCUUGUCAAACACCAGAAACUCCACCAUUCCAAAGAGGUGCCAGAAGAAAGCCAGCCCCCUGAAAUCCACAGAGCCCCCUGAAAAUUGUGAAACCCCAGUAGAGGAGCAAGAAGAGCCAUUUGAGAACCAAGAACAAUCCAGUCUGACCCUGUCUUCCGGCUCUUGACCUCAUUGUGGAAGGGAAUCUCCAAAGCAUACAGAGCUUUCACCAUGUUCCCUUGAAAGUGACUUGAGCAUUAAUGUAGGCCCUGAGAAAUGUUGGGAAUUAUCUUCCUUUCCCCAAGGGCAUAGUGGCUAAGAGAUUAAGCUAUACAUCAGGAAGUCCCUGGUUUUAGUGAAUUCAUGCCCCUUGCCUCUGACAUGAAUUCACUAGGUGAUUUUAGGCAAGCUGUUCCAUCUCAGUCUCAACUCCCAUUGACAAUAUGAGGAUAAGAAUGCAUACCUUACAGGGUUGUUGUGAGGAGUACACAUGAAGUGUUGUGAGGAGUACACAUGAAGUGCUUUGAACACUUGGAUAUGCUAUACCAGGGGUUCUCAAACUUGGAUCCCCAGAUUUUAUUGCAUUACAACUCCCAUCAUCCCCACUCACAGUGGGCUUUGUGGAUGAGGAUGAUGGGAGUUGUAGUCCAACAACAUCUGAGGAUCCAAGUCUGAGAACCCCUGUGCUACACAAAUGCUAAGUAGUAUUAUUGCUUUCCCCAACUCUCCUAACAGUUUUUGGGUGUCAGAGUGACAGGUGGGGGAAAUGUUGUGUCCAUUGAUCCUGCAGUGUCUUACAAGCCUUGUGACUUCUCUCAGUGCCAUUCCAUCUUUAAGAGGCAGAGGGUUAAGUCUGGGCCAGAGGAUAGCUGGUUGGACAGAUCACCAAGACAUGGUUCACAUCUUUGCUCUGCCAGUGAGUUCCCUUAGUAGGCUCGGGGAGCUGACUUUCAGCCUCAGUCUGUAAAACAGAACAGUGAUCUGCUUCAUAGGGCUGUCGUGAGGACAGAGAAGAUAAAGCACUUGGCACAUGAAUAAAUAAGCUAUAUGAAGAAAUGCUCCUUGAAAUCCUGAGUUGAUCGCCCAUAACACUUGGUCAUCAGUUAGAUAGGGCUGCAGUUUAUCAUUCUCAUAGCCAAGGUGGUCUGGUGGUCAGUAUCAUGGUCCUGGAGCAGGGAGAUCUAGGUUCAAAUACUACUACUUAUAUACAGUCAUUCCUCGCCAAUUGCGGUUUUCCCAAUCACAGAUUUGGGUAUCCGCGACUGGGAAAUUGUGAUCACCCUAGCCAACCAUGACCCAAGUAUCCGCGGUUUGGUGAGUUUUGAAAAACUUUGGCAGUUUUUUGGGGUGUGUGGAAUUUCUGGGGUCAUUUUCAGGGGUCCAGAGGCAAUUCUAUUUUUAACCUUAUUUUCGGUCUUUCCGCGACCGCGGCUCCCCUAACCCCCUGUUUUCAGUGGUUCUUUAUUGCUUCCCAACUGCAAAUUCACCAGUUGCAUGGGUUCCCUGGAAAGGUUGGCGAGGGAAGACUGUAUCACUUUUAAGCAAAAGUUUCCAAAGUGGUUUACAUAGAAAAACAAACAAUUAAGAUGGCUCCCUAUCCCCAAAGGGCUCACAGUCUAAAAAGAAACAUAAGGUAGACACCAACAGCAGCCACAGGAGGGAUGCUGUGAUGGGGCUGGAAAUACUCACUUGGCCAUAAAGUUCGUCACCAUCUCUCAGCCUAACCUACUUCACAGAGUAGGUUGUGAUGAGGAUAAAGUAGGGAACAGACAAUAUAUACUGCCCUGAGCUCAUUGGAGGAAGGGUGGGAUGUAAAUAUGAGAAAUAAACAGAUGUAGCUCCUUAUCUGUUCCAUAACAAAAUACCUCUCCUCCCUUCGCAGAGCACCAAGAUGUCCAAAUAAACCAGAAUCACUACAAUGGCAUCUUGUGCUUUUACUCUCACUCAGUGUUCAUAACAGCAGGCUUGCUCACCUCUGGGCAAAAGCAUUGACCCCACUUCUGAUAAUCAAGAAGGAAUAAACUGAAAAGGGCCAAAGGAGGACCCAGGUUCAUCAAAUCAUUGUGUAAAUGGGAUGGCGAAGGCAUGCGUUUGCUAGUAAGGGAAUUUCCCAUCCCAUGUCUUUGUUGGAAAGGAUUUUUUAAUACGUUGGACUGAAUCCCUUACUGGUGCUGUGCCAUUCGAGGUAGGAGUUGGUUUCAUAAGUUUCAAGCGAAUUUUAAUUAGUGUAAUAUCUUAAACGUCAUGGCUCUGUCCUCUCUGAGUUCUUUUUCUGCAUUGUUUUUGUCUUCUGAUGAAUAUGAACAUUUACCCUCGCCAUGAUGUCAUUACUCUUCUGAUUUUUGUAAUCGUCUUUCUCCAUGGUUAAUGAGCUGGAAUAAAGAUACUACUCCAAACCCUAA